This is a messenger RNA of Dipodomys spectabilis (banner-tailed kangaroo rat), 1285 nucleotides long. RefSeq names its product melanoma-associated antigen 10-like. The coding region runs from base 1 to 876 and encodes 291 amino acids. The record is from RefSeq and is a predicted model, not a curated record. Lineage: Eukaryota; Metazoa; Chordata; Mammalia; Rodentia; Heteromyidae. The transcript has a single exon. Gene Ontology annotation, cellular component: nucleus. Gene Ontology annotation, biological process: negative regulation of transcription by RNA polymerase II.
AUGAUACGAAUAAUUCCUAUUGCAUUAGAUGUGUCCGCUUUUGCUGCCACCUCUUUUCCCACCACUCUGAUCCCCAUCACCCAAAAUGGGUUGCCUGCUGAGAUCCAGCAUGGUUUCCAGAGUUCUCAGAGAGUGUUAGCUACCCCCAUGCGCUUGUGCUCCCUUCUGUAUGGCCACUUCAGUCAGGCUUCCUGGACCCAAGAAAACCUGUGUCUCCAGGGUAGCAUGAUCGAUCCUGAAUCUUUGCAGGAGGAUGCAUUAUCUUUAGUGCUCCUCAUGAUCCUCAAAUAUGAGAAACAUGAGGUGGUUACCAGGGCAGAAAUGAUGACCUGCAUCCUCAGAAGCCACUGUGCUUAUUUUCCUGUCAUCUUUAGUAGAGCGGUUGAUUGUAUGCAGCUGGUAUUUGGCAUUGAUGUGAAGGAAGUGGAGCCCAACAGCCACUCCUACAUCCUUGUCAUUACCCUGGGGCUCACCUAUGAUGGCAUGCUUAGUGAUGUCCAAGGCAUGCCAAAGACUGGCCUCCUGAUAGUCAUCCUGGCCAUCAUAUUUAUGGAGGGCAACCACGCUCCUGAAUCUGCAGUCUGGGAUAUUCUUUGUAAAAUGGGUGUGUGUGUUCAGCAGAAGCAUGACAUCUAUGGAGAUCCCAGAAAGUUAAUAACAGUAGAUUUUGUGCAGGAGCAGUACCUAGAGUACCAGCAGGUGCCCAACAGUUUUCCUGCCCGCUUUGAGUUCCUAUGGGGCCCAAGAGCCCAUGCUGAAACAACCAAAGUUAAAGUCUUGGAGCACUGGGCUAAGUUUACUGGGUGUGAUCCCAGAUGCUUUCCAUUCUUAUAUGAAGAGGCUUUGAGAGAUGACCAGCAGAGCACUCACACAUGAGUAGUAGUCACAGACGUAUUGUGGUGGGAGGCUCAUUAGUUUCCAAUAGCAGCUCCUGCUCCAUGUUACAUGAAACCAUUUUUUUACUUUGUAUUUAAAAAGUGAGAGCCUUCUUAGUAGAGCCCAGGACCUGUUGAGGGGAAAGUGCUGCGUACAAUUAUGUCAUUCUGUUGUAUUUGUGUGACUCUCCCUUUCAAUUGAAUGUUUAUCUAACUUCAGAAUGGAAAAUUGUAAAUGACAAUAGUCACAUCUAUUUGCUGUUAAUAUAAUUUAGGAGUGAAUCUUCCUAAUUUUUCAGCCAGUUGCCAAAACAGAAGACUUCAACAUUAUAUAAAGAAAUGGAUAAAUGAAAUGUUAAUUCUUGACUUCUUCAAUUGUCUUUCCUGUGAUAUUAAAAGAUAUGUAUGUU